CCCACCCAUCCCCCAAACAACCCCUUUCUCCCACCAGAAGACACCCAUGACAAGCCAGGCAGCUGCCAGGCAGGCCAUCAGAGGUCAAACAGACCACAAACGCAGAUUAAGUUUAGCUCAGCGUCGAGAACCCAGUCAGCCAGUGCACGCUGGCGCUCGCCGGCUUCUCCACGACUGGCGGCCCAAGGGUCCCUCCCCUCUCUCAUGCUCGAUGCGCGAUGCUCAUUGAAAUGCUCUGGGCAGAUCCGAGCUCAGCCUCGUCAGCCCAGCUUGCCCCCCUCCCAUUCCCUCCAGCGAGCCCAGACCACACAAACCCACGCUACUGUCCUCCCCAAACGGGGCAUAUUAAUACAUGCUCACCUCGCCCGCAUGGCCACUCGCAUGCUCGUACCCGCCUGCAUACACAGAGCUCGUCCUAUCCACCAUCCAGUUUCUCUCGCUUCGGUCGUCCGGUCUCUCUCUCCGAGUGUUAUGAUUCACUCGAAUCAAACAUAUCCUUAAGUCGUGCUCGCUGAUCGUCAUAAUUCCCGUGGGAGGCCAGUCCCGAUCAGUGCACACACCAGUUCAUCGCUCGUUUCAACAGUUGUUUUGUCAAUCAUCCCAACAUCAACCCCCAACUCCCGCUGGUUUCACCUGCCUUCAGAUUGCCACUGGGAACCCCCCCCCCGGGCGUCAAUGCCUCAGCAAGCCUGACCUUGAAUAUAAGCAUCAUUGGUCCCCACGCCGAUCAAACAGAGCAUAACUUGAUCCUGGCGGGUUCCUCAACGGAGGUGCGGACAAUACUUUGACACAGGGCCAAUCCGAGACAGCUUCACUAGUCGGCAAAUUCUAGUGUCUGAGACAGACGCGCUCGCGACAUCCUGACAAGUUCCCCACCGCGGCGCCGCUCUCCUUUUCCUCAUCUAAGAUAUCCAACCUUAAGAACUCAUCAUUCUUCAGCGGCAACUUGUGUCACUUGUUCUCGAGAAGGAAGGGUGCAUAUAUAUUUUUCUUCAAACAACAAAAGGAAGUGAAAGGGAAACAAAAAACCAAAAGCAAAGGGAAACUAUCGUCGCCCGUCAUGAGGUCAGGGCACGUCUUCUACUCACUCUGUGCUGCGGCACCUCUCGCGAUGGCAACACCUGUCCUCCCUCACCUCGUGCUGGUCAAGACCCUGGAGGAGACAGCGUCAGACCCGUCCUCGGGGCCAAUUGGUUACCAGCCCCCAGCAACCAUCACGACAGCCGGGGCCAAGGGGGUGAAGACGGAGGUCAUCAGGCCCCUGAACCGACAGUCGAUCAUGCUCGACGACGGCGGCGGCGGAGACGACGUUGCACGGGAGCCGGCAUUCGACAACCGGCCAUUGUCGGCUUCGGCAUCCGACCUCUCACGGCUUGCUUCGGAGGUGCUUUCGUCAGCCGGGCCGUUGUCGUCGGACCUCCUGGAGGCACUUGCUAGGUUGCAAUCCGGAGAGGAGCUGACACCAACGGGGACAGGGGCAGGGCCACGGGUAGGGGAUGCAGACACAGAGACGCGUCCGGCCUCCAAGCCAAAACGCCCAGAGUCCUCGCCGCGAAGGAAGAUGUCGGUCGGCUCAUUAGUAAGGCUGGCAUCGAACCGGGACGGGGGUGUGCUGCGCAUCAAGCAGCACGCGGGAGAUUCGGCGGCCCUCGGCCAGCCACAACCGUGUGUGGCGGGUCACCACACCGAUGUGCUGGUCAUUGGCAUGGUGCUGACAUUCCUGCUGGUGGUUCUCAUGAUGGAGACGUGGCAGCCGGUGUCAAGAAGUGUGCGGAGGAUUCUCAGCAGGGAAGGGGCAAUACGCCUGCAGGACGAUGUUGAGAAAGUUCGAACCAUGUCACAUCGAGCACCGGGCCUGGACAUCCCCGAGACGAUAGACGAGAAGCCGGAAGAGGAAUGUGACGACAACGUUAAUGACGGCGGGGCUGAGCCAUGGGUGAUCUGACGAUUGUCGGCGAUCAUGGACGAUCAUCAUCGAGAUCGGGUGGGAAAGUAAAGGGGUUUUGUGCUUUCUCCUGGCAUAGCGGGCGUUUCUGGAUUCGGGUGGGAUGGGUUUUGGAUGGUGUUGGUGUGUUGAGAUUAUGAGAGGCACUGUGUGAUGGGCGCUUGCCAAGUGCUACAGACUUGCACUUUCGAGAUGGUUCUCUCGACUAAUCCCCGGGCCAGGCCGGCGACUAUGUACGGACAAAAUGUCCAGUGCUGGUGGGUACAUACCGACCCAUGGAUGGCGAGGGGAUGCGGUUCGAUGAGGCGGCUUGGCCGCAAGCAGGAAUAGGUGGCAGCUCGUGUGAGCAAGCGAGCUGUGAGCCGGCUGCGCAAGUGACGGUAACGAACGAUACAGCACAAGAUAAAACAAAAAGACAAUGCGAUGGAAAAUAUCCUACAGCUCGGGGGGGACAGAAUGUGCUAUUUGGACAGGGCAUGAUGGUCGCUGCGAGCCACUGCCGAGACAGACGGCCACAGAGUCAUUAAGCCCCCUAUAUAAGUGAGUGAGUUUACUUGUCCCCCCAAAGGCGUGUAGUUUAUGUCGAGUCCACUUUUGUGUGUGUGUGUGUGUGUGUGUGUAUGUGUGUGUGUGUCUGUGUAUGUGCAUUCCCGUCCACGACCCAGCAGCAACGUCGUACAAUGUAUCACAUGCGGUUGUGUGUCGUGCGUGGCAUGACAGCGAAUCAGUGUUGCGGGCAGCACGGCAGAGGCGGACACAGCCUUUCUGCGAAGAGAGCUAGAGGCUCAUCGGCCAUUCCCGAACAACAGCGCCAGCGCCGGCGCCGGCGCCCCGGCACCGGGAGGAACCUUGGCAGCCGCACUGCCACCAGAACUGUGGGGUGCUCCUCACCAGAUAGGCCGGGCGGGAAAGAAGCUUUCUGUUCUCUCUUGCUUGCGUGCAUGCGCAUACGAGCCGGGCUGAGCCAAGGGGCGGGGGUUCCGGUGCGGGACCGCGAGUCUUGGGGGGGGGGCCACGACUGACAGAGGUUUCUGCAGCGGGAACAGGUCAGCUGGACGCAGAGAGAGAGGCGUGUUGGCGCGGUGGGCCCACGGUCCCCGGGUGUGAGCGUGUGGCGCGGCAGGUUGGGCCGAGCAGCCAUGCAAUCUGAC
Diaporthe batatas is the source of this 3096-nucleotide messenger RNA. RefSeq lists its product as uncharacterized. The transcript is spliced from 2 exons. NCBI's taxonomy places the organism in Eukaryota, Fungi, Ascomycota, Sordariomycetes, Diaporthales, Diaporthaceae. The record is from RefSeq and is a predicted model, not a curated record. Bases 1061 to 1945 code for a protein of 294 amino acids.